Rotaria sp. Silwood2 is the source of this 1398-nucleotide messenger RNA. NCBI's taxonomy places the organism in Eukaryota, Metazoa, Rotifera, Eurotatoria, Philodinida, Philodinidae. The record is from the annotation of a GenBank genome assembly.
AUGAAAUUAUUAUUUAUUUCAUUAUUAUUAUAUCUAUUUGAAUAUAACUAUGUUCAAUGUCAAACAUGUUCUGCAACACAAGAAUGUACAAAUAAAGCUUGUUGUAGUAAAUUCGGUAAUUGUGGCUAUGGACCAAAUUUUUGUGGUACAGGAUGUUUAUCAAAUUGUAAUGCAAAAGCUGAAUGUGGUCAAUAUGGUGUACAAAAACUAUGUCCAUUAAAUGUUUGUUGUAGUCAAUAUGGAUUUUGUGGUACAACAUCAGAUUUUUGUGAUAUAUCUAAGAAAUGUCAAAAUAAUUGUGGUGAUAAACAAUUACCAGAAUGUUCAAAUAAUCAAAAUAAUUUAAUUCAAGUUGGAUAUUAUGCAUCAUGGGCUGCAUCUCGUCCAUGUCAAACAUAUAAAUCAAUUAAUAUUGAUCCACGUGAUUAUACACAUUUAAAUUAUGCAUUUGGUAAAAUAUCAAAUGGUGUUAUGAUAAAUCCAGAUGCAAAAGAAGAAAAUAAUAUGAAACAAUUUGUUGCUUUAAAACAAAUUAAUUCAAAUUUAAAAGUUUUAAUAAGUGUUGGAGGUUGGGCAUUUAAUGAUCCAGGACCAACAAGAAACGAAUUUCAUAAUAUUAUAUCAACUGAUGCUUCUCGAAAACGUUUUAUAAUAUCAGUUACUAAUUAUUUAAAAAAAUAUCAAUUUGAUGGUAUUGAUAUUGAUUAUGAAUAUCCAGCAGCUAAUGAUCGUGGUGGUUCACCAGAGGAUACAGAUAAUUAUGUUAAGUUAGUUAAAGAUAUGAGAAGCGCAUUUGGUAAUAAUUAUAUGAUAACUAUUGCAGCACCAGCUAGUUAUUGGUAUUUAAGACAUUUUAAAAUUGGUGAAAUGUCAAAAUAUAUUGAUUUUAUUAAUGCUAUGACAUAUGAUAUACAUGGAACAUGGGAUAGCGAUAUUGCAUCAUUAGGACCAUAUGUUAAAUCACACACAAAUAUUCAAGAAAUAACAGAAGCAUUCAAAUUAUUUUUAAGAGAUGGUGUAAAUACAAAUAAACUUGUUUUGGGUCUUGGUUAUUAUGGAAGAUCAUUUACAUUAGAUGAUCCAUCAUGUAAAAAAGUUGGAUGUAAAUUUAAAGGACCAGGAAAACCAGGCCCAUGUACAAAAACACCAGGUGUACUUGCAUGGUUUGAAAUAGAAGAUAUUAUUACUAAAAAUCAAUUAACACCAACAUUCGAUCAAGAUUCAAUGUCAAAAAUAUUAGUUUGGAAUCGUGAUCAAUGGGUAGCAUAUGAUGAUGAAGAAACAUUAGCAAUGAGACGACAAUAUGCAGCAAAACAUUGUUUAAAAGGUAAAAAAAAACAAAGAAAACAUUCUUAUAGUAAUAAACAUAUUCAUUUAGUUAAAAAAUUGAGUAUAUAG